This is a messenger RNA of Daucus carota subsp. sativus, 1864 nucleotides long. RefSeq names its product calmodulin-binding protein 60 A-like. The record is from RefSeq and is a predicted model, not a curated record. NCBI's taxonomy places the organism in Eukaryota, Viridiplantae, Streptophyta, Magnoliopsida, Apiales, Apiaceae. The transcript has 7 exons. Bases 98 to 1657 code for a protein of 519 amino acids. Gene Ontology annotation, biological process: regulation of salicylic acid biosynthetic process. Gene Ontology annotation, molecular function: calmodulin binding; sequence-specific DNA binding; DNA-binding transcription factor activity. Gene Ontology annotation, cellular component: nucleus.
GACACCAUAAUCUAAUUAUAGCAACUCACAACUAACUUGGCCACUUCAACCUCAAACACUUGCACAACAUACAGUUAAGUACUACUCAAGUGUAAUUAUGACUAAUCACUCAAAAUUUCAGGAUGAACUUUCCAAGAUCCUUGCAAUAAGAAAGGUGGAGCCUGAAGUGAUUGGGGAGUUGUUCCGUGUGUUUGUGCCAGAGAUUGUUGAAAUGGCAUUGGAGUUAUCUCCUAAAUGCAAAUGUUGUAAACUAUUGUUAAGUAGUUCGGAGUCACAAAGGUUCGAAUUGAAGUUCUUGGACAGGAUUUCUACCCCGGUUUUCACUGGACAGAAAAUCAAAGCAGAAGGAUGUGCCUCAAUCAGAGUGGCUUUAUAUGACUGUGCAACUGGAGCUGUUGUUACGUCAGGACGUGAAGCCAAUGCAAAUAUUGAACUAGUGGUUCUCCAGGGAGAUUCCGAUGGUCAUGGAGGAGAUAAUUUGACAGUUGAGGAGGACUUUGAGAAGAAGAUUGUCAAAACAAUAAAAGGAAAGAAAUCUUUACUCAAAGGAAACACUAUGUUGAAGCUCAAAGAAGGAUGUUGUGACAUAGGUGAGCUUUCUUUCAUUCAUAAUUCUGGCUGGGUGAAGAUCUGUCAGUUGUCACUUGCUGCAAGGGUUGUGGAUAACUUCCCUGGUACUACGAUACAGCCAGCAAUGACAGAGGGUUUCAUGCUUAAAGAUUCCCGAACCAAAUUAUAUUUGAAAAAAUAUCCACCAGCUUUAUCUGAUGAGAUAUGGAGAUUAAACAAGAUAGGCAAGAGAGGUACAUUUCGUGAGCGUUUGAGGGGAGAGAACAUAGAAAGCGUGGGGGAUUUUCUUAAACUCCUUGUUAUGGAACCUGAAAGACUUGAAAAUAUACUCAGAGCUCAUCCUAAAACAUGGGAUGCGAUAACAGAACACGCACGUACAUGUUUAAUUGAUGAAACUGUGCGAUAUUGUUAUCAUCCCGAUCCAGAACAUACACAUGGUGUGGUUUUUAAUGUUGUGGGAGAGUUGAAGGGAAUACUCAGGGAAUCCCAGAGUGUUCCUGUUGAUAGACUGUCUGAUUUAGAAAAGACGAAUGCCCGCAAGUUGGUGAUGCGUGCAUUUCAGCGAGGCGAAUUAACCCCUUAUAAUGAUGACAAUUCUUUCAUAAAAACCAGUCCUCCCUUUUCAGGGUCACUAGGGCAGAAGAAUCCUAAUGAAAAUACAGAUGAUUAUGCACAGCCUGCAGGUACCUUGCCUCAAGCUAACAUUCCAUCCAUUAGUUGUGUUGCUGAAUCAAGUAGGCCGGAUCAAGGUCGCAUUCGGAGUGAUGGUAGCAUGGACUUUCUUCAAGUGCUCCUUAAUUACCCAAUGUACAGUCCAGAGAGUGCUCAUCAUCACAGCAAUGACACCAUGCUGCCACCGUUAAUCAGCAACCAUCAAUGCCAGACCCCGAGCAUGUCGCAGGGUGAUCAAUCCACCCCCGGAAUCCUUCUUCUUAAUCCUCAGGCUAUUUCCACUAUCGAUGUCUGGCAAAGAUGGAGGAGAGUUCUUACUAUUCUGAAUGCAAUAGUGACAGUGAAGUCCAUCGGAGCCAUGGGAAGGUUUGGUGCUCAGAAAAAACGCAAGUUUUCUUCAAUGGUACACAAGUAAAACCUGGACAAGAAACAUUAUGUCACAUUUCUGCAAUUCUGCUGCUGCAAAACUAGGAAAGAAUUUGGUUCCCUAUUUGUUUACAUUGAAUUCGUUCUCUUUGUUAUAGUUCCUUAACAACUGUUCAUUUGUUCCUACUUAUUCUUCAUGUGUAAUUUCUUUUUGAAGCCUAAGCUUAUUGAUAUGUUGGACCACAUUGUUCAUACU